UUAUGACUGCGCCCCUGUUUCAUAACUAUUCGCAAUGUUGUUUAUAACCGGCAGAUCUUUCUUAGCGCGGUUUUCGUUAAAUAUAUCGAAAAAUGUUAAACCAAUUGGACUUAUAGUCAACUAUUGUCAGGCGGCAACAGCCCUGCGUCCAAAAAAGGCGAAAUCUACACGCAAAGAGGAGCAAUACUUUUCCGAUGCCAAGAGGAUUCGUGCAAUCGGGGAAGGCGGCGAUGGUUGUGUGUCCUUCCUGCAGCUGUGGUGCAAUGAGAGAGCGGGUCCAGAUGGGGGAGACGGUGGCCAUGGCGGCCAUGUGGUGUUCCAGGCCUCCAACGAUGUGCGCAACUUCAACCAUGUGGGAAGCGUACUGAAAGCGGAAGAGGGAGAGCGAGGUAGCUCUAAGGACUGCCAUGGCAAGAACGCCAAGCACACAGUGAUCAAAGUGCCCAUUGGGACGGUCAUCAGGAAUGCCCAGGGUCUCAUUGUCGGCGAUCUUGGCCAGGCGGACCUCAUGUUUGUGGCCGCUCGAGGAGGAGCUGGUGGUAAGGGCAACCGCUUUUUCACCACGGACAAGGAAACUAGCCCCAAAGUCUGCGAGUACGGACCCAGUGGCGAGGAUCUAUCGUACACUUUAGAACUUCGGAGCAUGGCGGAUGUGGGCUUGAUUGGUUAUCCAAACGCGGGAAAGAGCACUUUGCUAAAUGCACUGACCCGAGCGAAACCCAAAGUAGCUCCUUAUGCCUUUACAACGCUGCGUCCACAUCUGGGAACCGUUCAGUACGAUGAUCAUGUGCAGCUUACCAUUGCUGAUCUUCCAGGACUCGUUCCCGAUGCCCAUCUCAAUAAGGGCUUGGGUAUACAGUUCCUAAAGCAUGCCGAACGCUGUACCUUGCUGCUGUUUGUUCUGGAUGCCAGUGCACCUGAGCCCUGGACGCACUACGAGCAGCUCAUGCACGAGCUGCGACAGUUCGGCGGACGCCUAGCAAGUCGGCCGCAGUUGGUUGUGGCUAACAAACUGGAUGUGGAGGAGAGCCAAGAUAACUUUGAGGAACUGCAGCGCCGACUACAAAAUCCUGUGCUCGGCAUCAGUGCCAAGAUGGGCCACAAUCUGGGUCAGCUUUUAGCUAGCGUUCGUAGAGGAUAUGACCGCCACAAGGAACCACCCACGGAGUCCAGUUAAACACUAAUAUAAAAGUUGUUUUAGAUUGUUAUUUAUAAAUUAAACAUUAUUCUUAUAAGCUA
Drosophila ficusphila is the source of this 1239-nucleotide messenger RNA. Its product is annotated as mitochondrial ribosome-associated GTPase 2. Gene Ontology annotation, cellular component: mitochondrion. The record is from RefSeq and is a predicted model, not a curated record. NCBI's taxonomy places the organism in Eukaryota, Metazoa, Arthropoda, Insecta, Diptera, Drosophilidae. Gene Ontology annotation, molecular function: magnesium ion binding; GTPase activity; GTP binding.